This is a messenger RNA of Huiozyma naganishii CBS 8797, 1143 nucleotides long. It is a transcript of the gene UTH1, whose product is annotated as SUN family protein UTH1. Gene Ontology annotation, cellular component: fungal-type cell wall; cell surface. Gene Ontology annotation, biological process: fungal-type cell wall organization. The coding region runs from base 1 to 1143 and encodes 380 amino acids. Lineage: Eukaryota; Fungi; Ascomycota; Saccharomycetes; Saccharomycetales; Saccharomycetaceae. The record is from RefSeq and is a predicted model, not a curated record. The transcript has a single exon.
AUGAAAUUGUCCAACUUAGUUCUAUUGUCCAGCGCCGCUUUGACUUUGGCUGCUCCAGCGGUCCACCACAACGACCACCAGAACGCUAAGCGUGCCGUCGUCACCGUGACCGAAUUCGUCGACGAAAACGGGAACGCUAUUGCUCCUGAAACUGCCGCCCCAGAGACUGCGACUGCACAACAGGCUGCUCCAGUGGCUCAGCCAACUACCACUGCUGGUACUCCUACCACUUUGAUUGGUACUACCCAACAGGCUGCUGCUGCCACCACCCAGGCUGCCACCACCCAGGCUGCUACCCACCAGGCAUCUUCCAACAACGCUGGCGGGAUUGACGGUGACUUGGCCGAUUUUGCGAGUCCAUCUGGUUCGUUCCAAGACGGUACCGUCAAAUGUUCCGAUUUCCCAUCCGGUAACGGUGUGAUCUCGAUCGACUGGGCCGGCAUGGGCGGCUGGACUUCCAUCAUGGACAUGGAUGGCCACACUUCCACCGAAUGUACAGAUGGCUUCUACUGUUCAUAUGCCUGUCAGGCAGGUAUGUCCAAGACCCAAUGGCCGGAGAACCAACCUUCCGACGGCAGAUCCGUCGGCGGACUGCUAUGUAAGAACGGAUACUUGUACCGUGCCAACCAGAACUCAGAAAACUUGUGUGAAUGGGGCCAUGCCACCGCCAAAGCGGUCAACAACGUCGGCCAACAGAUCGCACUGUGCAGAACUGACUACCCUGGCUCCGAGAACAUGAACUUGCCCACCGUCGUGUCUGCUGGUUCCUCAAAGCCAAUGUGUAUCGUCGAUGAGGACUCCUACUACAAAUGGCAGGGCAAGAAGACAUCCGCGCAGUACUACGUCAACAACGCAGGUGUCUCCGCCCAAGAUGGGUGUAUCUGGGGUCAAGACGGUUCCGGUGUCGGUAACUGGGCUCCAGUCGUGCUAGGUUCCGGUUACACCGAUGGACGUACUUACUUGUCCAUCAUUCCCAACCCAAACAACCGUUCCCCACCAAACUACAACGUCAAGAUCGUUGCCGACGAGGGGUCCUCCAUUUCAGGGGACUGUUCGUACGAAAACGGUAGCUACACUGGCUCAGGGUCUGACGGGUGCACUGUCACGGUCACCUCCGGUAGCGCCAACUUCGUCUUCUACUGA